UAUUAGCAAACAGACCUCAGAGACUGAGCUCCCCUUUUAAUCACAGAAGUUGUUGUUCUCUUUCAGUGUCAGUGGUUGUUGUUCCAGCCCAGGCUUUUAUACGUGUUAUUCCUGGACUAAGGAAAACUUGAAGCUGCUUGCCCUGCAAUACUAAAUUUAUGGAUGAGGAGACAACUUCAGCCUGCCAGUAUGUUCUUGAGGAAGAAGUGCAGAUAUGGAUCACGUAAGCUGCAGUUUCUCUUGUUGUUUCUGAUGCUGGGUUUUCUGCUACUGAUGGUUACAACACUGAAUCCACCACCCAGCAGUCAGAGCAAGGAAGGGACUUUCCAGCCUGUGGAGUUCAACCCCCGGGAAGGGUAUCAGAUGGACUUUGUGGAGACCCAAGAGAUGCUGGAAACCCAGGAGAGCCAGCAGUAUUACCCUUUGGACGGUCUAUCGCCUUUCAUCUCCCUGCGGGAGGAUGAGUUGAUCAUGGCCGUCGUGUCGCCCACCGGCAAAAGGAACCACAGCAAGGCCAGGAAGGGCUAUCGCGUGGUGAAGCAGCAGAGCCGGCGGCCGGAGGGGAAGGCAGAGGGGGGCCCCGAGUCCCAGCCGCUGCCCCUUCCCCUGCAGGACGGGCAGGGGGCGGCCGCGGGGGAGCGGCCGCUCGGCCUGGAGACCCACGGCUUUAACGAGGUGCUCAGCGAGCGGAUCGCGCUGCGCCGGGACCUGCCUGAGGUACGACACCCGUUGUGCCUACAGCAAAAAUAUGACUCCAGUCUGCCUACUGCUAGUGUCAUCAUCUGUUUCCACGAUGAAGCCUGGUCUACUCUGCUGAGAACUGUGCACAGCAUUAUGGAUACAGCCCCAAAGGCCUUCCUCAAGGAUAUCAUCCUAGUCGACGAUCUCAGCCAGCAAGGGCCCCUGAAGUCAGCUCUGAGUGAAUACAUCUCUAAGCUGGGUGGUGUGAAGCUCAUCCGGAGCAACAAGAGGCUUGGAGUUAUCCGAGGUCGGAUGCUCGGAGCUGCACGGGCUAGCGGGGACGUGCUCAUCUUCAUGGAUUCACACUGCGAGUGUCAGAAGGGCUGGCUGGAACCCCUCCUGGCCAGGCUCUCCAGCAACCGAAACAGUGUCGUCUCCCCUGUCAUAGAUGUCAUAGACUGGAAGACCUUCCAGUACUAUCACUCGGUGGGCUUGCAUCGAGGUGUUUUUGAUUGGAAAUUAGAUUUUCAUUGGGAACCAGUGCCAGAGCAUGAAGAGAAGGUACGACAGUCUCCCAUCAGCCCUAUCAGGAGUCCUGCAGUAGCUGGUGCAGUGGUGGCCAUGGAUCGACAUUACUUCCAAAACACUGGAGCUUAUGAUUCUGACAUGACCACGUGGGGAGCAGAAAACCUGGAACUAUCUAUUAAGACCUGGCUCUGUGGUGGCUCUGUAGAAAUUAUCCCAUGCUCCCGAGUUGGGCAUGUCUAUCGCAAUCACUUCCCGAGUGCUUUCUCCUAUGAAGAGGCCAUUGUGAGGAACAAAAUCCGAAUAGCAGAGACAUGGCUGGGCUCGUUUAAAGAGAACUUCUACAAGCAUGACACAGUGGCUUUCUUAAUCAGCAAGGCAGAGAAGCCAGACUGCAGCGAGCGCCUUCAGCUACAGAAGAGACUGGGCUGUAGAAAUUUCCAAUGGUUUGUAUCAAAUGUGUACCCUGAACUCUCCCAGCCUGGAGACACACCAAGAUUCUCUGGCAAGCUUUACAAUACUGGUGUUGGCUUCUGUGCAGAUUACAGGCCUGGAAGAGCUACUCUAGAAGGCUCUAUUGAACUCUCCCCUUGCAGUGACAGUCUCACACAGCACUUUGAAUACAACAGCAUGAAGGAAAUCUGGCUUGCUUCUGCUCCGCUGCUUUGCUUUGAUGUCAGACAUGGGAAGGUGAUCCCCCAAAACUGUACAAAGGAGACAGACAACAGCAACCAGCAUUGGCAUGUCCAGGAGAAUGGAAUGAUUGUCCAUGUCCUUUCUGGCAAAUGCAUAGAGGCAGCAAAGGGUGAAGAUGAAAAGGACUUAUUUCUGUAUGCAUGUAACAAGAAUGCAAAUCAGCUAUGGCAAUUUGAACGUUCCCAUGGGCUACGUCAGAGGUGACUGACAGGUCUCUGCAGAGGUCAAGUCUCCAAAGUUUAAUAUUACUUUUGCUUGGGAUUUAAGAUGCAUUUCCUGCAAGGACAAGAAAGAUGUCUGUGUUUGCUGUAGCAUGCUAGGAAAUCAGGAAUGUCCCUUGUUUGAAAGCCUGGCUCCUGGUUAAUCCAGCUCUAGCUAAAAUCUCUAUUUAUUCUGUGAAGCAGGGAAUAGAGAGAUUGUGAGAAUCAAUAAAUUCUCAACUCUGCUAUUGCAGAAGACAGUAAAGUUUGCCCUUUGAAGGAAACAUGGAAAAUUGGCUGCCAGACAGCUUGUCUUCAGUAUAUGCUGUGACUUCUGAGGAUACAGGAAAAAAAGUGAGAUUUUUGAAACUGUCAGAGGAAGCCAGCCAAACCAGGACAAGAGUUUAGCCUUCUUUAAUAGUGCCCUCGACUCAUAUAAAACAAAGUAGGUUUUGUAUGUAUAAAAGUAAUAGAUGUUUCCACAUGUAAUGGCAAAAAUUUUGUUUUCCAAUUAGCCUGAGCCAAAUUUCUACUCUAUAUGAGAUUACACAGAGCAUAAAUUAACACUUAAUUAAGCACUAAAUGCUCUAAUUGACUUGGACUAUUAACAGUCCUCAGUGUUUGGCACACCCUUGUCCAUAGUCUAAUUUGGAUGAGAGAAUGAAAUAUUAACAACUUUUUGUUGUUUUAAUUAUAUUUAAGGACAAUUCCUCAGGAAACUUUUCUGGCAGUAAGGAGGGUAACAACUUCUCUGCUUAUUUGGGAAUAGAAAGACUUGGUGGCAUCCAUUUGCUCUUGUAAAGCUAUGGGAUGAGCUUACUAUUAUUAUUAUUAAUACUAUUAUUAUUAUAGUAACAGAAGUGCUGGCUGAAAACAGCAAGUGAAGGGAAACAGCCAGUUUCAACAGUGGCUACCUAGGAAGAAAAUACUGGUUUGCUUCCAUUUGCUUGCAGCCUGAGUUAAGUCUUUCAAGCUGUCAGUUUUAGCCAAGAAGAUUGUGUAGAUUCUUGCUGCCGUGUGUCUUCAAGGUGAUCCUGAAAAGACCGAAUUCUCUAAAGAAGCUUCUUCUGUAGAGCCUGCAUUGCUGCUGACCUGCUGUCUUUCAAAGGAGUGAAUGAGAGAUGAGGUUAAGUAACAAGAAUGGUCUCACACAAGUAUGAACUCAUCAAGCAAACUUCCAUUUCAGUAUCUCAAUAGGUUACUUUCCUUUUUGAAGAUAAAGUCAAUGAUGACAUUAUCCAAGAGCCUGCUAACACAGAAGAACAAAGAUUUGGGAGUCUUCCCACAUCAACACCAGGUCUGAUUUAUAAUAUAAAUCAAUCAUAAUCCUAUGUACAUAUUAAAGGGGGAGGGCAUCAUUAAUGAAAUUCACUUAGGUUUUGAAUUCUUUUCAAGAGACAGAAAAUUGUGUGGUUUUGUUUUGGUUUUCUAAUGUACAGCACACUGUUUAAACUUCAGAGAAAGGAAGGAGUAACAGAUUAUUCUGCUUAGAGCCUUGCAGUCACCUGCUCUAAGUAGAUCAUAAUGAAUAAGCAUAUAAAAUUGGUUACAACAGAGGACAUGAAGACUAUUCUCUGUUGUGUUGUCCAAAACAUCUCCCAGUGUCUAACUCUCUGUCUACUUUGAGUGCUACAGACUCCACCCUGUGUUCAGGCAUGACUCCAAUUAUCUUGAUCACCACUUAUGCUUUCUUUGAUAGCAUCAGAAUCUAUUACUAUUUCUGCUGUGUCAUUUAAAAUUUCCUGUGACAUUCUGGAAAAUGCUUUAGUUUUCAGCUAAGAUGAUGAUAGCAACAUCUUCCAGAACACCAAGUGAUCCCUGACCAUUGCCCAAAUCUAGGGUGAGAAAAGAGAAUUUUUUUAAUUGCAGAAAAGCUGAGUAAAAUGCUGAUCUGAUGAAAUGUGAUUCCUUUAUUUUAAAUUAUGAGUAUGCCAUAUUUUUAAAUUAUGUAUUAUUUAUUAUCUUUUGGAUACUACACUAGGAAUAUAAUUCCUUCAGAAUUUAGGUAAAUGUUUAAAAAAAGUGUAUACAAACAUAGUAAUUGAUCACAAGUUAUAUUUAUCACAAAGAAGAAUCAAAAUAUUUUUGGUUUAGAGAGGAAAUGUUUGGAAUUUCAGAGACAUGGACAUCUUCAUUUAUACUACUUUUUAACAUAAUGGUAAAAACCUAGAAAAUAAGGUUUGCUGUAGCUAUAUGUACAAUAGAAAAAUAUGUUACCUAAUACCUCUUUGAAAAAUGAAAUGGAAAUCUAUGGUGCAGUACCAUUUAGAAAAUAAUUGUUAAGGCACUUGUUUCACUUAGUAAUGGAGUAAGUGUGUGUUUGGUUUCCAAGGGAACUAAAUUCCGGAGCAUAGGCCAGAAGGGAGCUACAAGGUGGUCUAGGAAGUCUCUGUAGCGAGGCAGCCAGGGGACAUGGAUUGAGGAGUACACUUCCCUCUCAUAUGAACAUAACUUACUACACACAAGUUUAAAAAACCCAAUAGAAUGCGUCUAUCCCUGUUUUUCCAAUUUUCCUUCCUAUAUGGCUUUUAAAUGGACUGGUUGGUUGUACCAAUACUAUUUCCUCAUUGUGGUCAUUUAGACUCUGCCCCUGUGGUUACAUCCAUCAGCUAAACUCUUCUCAUGGAACUGGGCUCAACAAAGAGUGGUGGCUCAGUGUGCUGGUAUGUUUUCCUCAUUUUUACCCAUCUUUCAUGCAAUACUAGCACACAAUGAUGCUUUAAGCACCACAAAACAUGGAAUUACUUUCAGUUCUCUAUUUACACAAGGUCAAUAUUUCAGGUUUCACAAAUUCCCACGACAGGAGAGAAACGUAAGGACAAAAUGUUUAAUGCGAGAAUGAAGCAGUUUAAACUUUGAAUGCCUCCAAAGCAGAGCCUCAGGCAAGAGCAGAGGAAUUCCAGCAUAACAUAAAUAAAUAUCUUAUAGUGUAACUCCACCUGUUUCUUUGAAUUUCGCAACCCAGACACAGUGAGUGCUUUGAGCCAAACCCACCCAUGAAGCUGAGCUAAAAGGUCAGAUUCAAGAACAGGUCACCUUUUGGUUGACAGCAUUUACUAAACAGCCUAGUUUAUUCCUCUCCCAGCUCAUGGUAAGUGGAAGAAAAUAAAGAUUUGAAAUAUUCUUCAAAGUACUUUUAAACCGAGGCCCAGUUGAUGCAGUUGGUGUUGGCCGUAGGCUGGGGUUUUUCCUGCUAAGUGAAGUGCCAUCACUGGCACAGAGAAACAAUGCCAGCAUUUCUCUCCAUGUGUUAACCUGAGGUCUAAAUGGGAAAGGAAGGUUUAUAUCAACCUUCAUGCUAAAUCCUGUAGCACAGAAAUAUUGAGGGUAGCUCUCAUUCCACAUAUAAGUGCUUCCAGGUCCUGCCUUGAAGAUGUUCAUUGACUGUAAUACUGUCUGCUGAUUAAAAUGCAAUAGUUUCCAUUUCUGAUAUCCCCAGGAAAGAAUGGAGCUAUGUUCAGGCAUCCUAGACAAGAACAGUGACAGCCUAGGUUCCCAUAACAGCUAGAAGGUGACAUGUGAGUGAGAGCUUUCAGAUUCUGACUUUGUAUCUCAUUUUAUCUCAAGCAGUUUGAUUCAAACUGCGAACAUAUUGGAAGAGAGUAAAAAAUGAAUGUUUUGCUAAUAGGUAACAUGUUUUUAAGCUCAUGUUUUUAAGCUAUGCAAACAGCACGUGUCUGCCCUGAAUAAAGUGUAUCAGUGCACAGAGAAACAUGUUUUUAUUUCCUUCAUUGUGUUAUGAUUUGUCAAUGCCUUGUUUUUCUCAUGGUGCAGCAGAGCUGGUCUGCAAAAAACCCAGUCAGAAAGCAUCCAGUGGCAAUAGCCUCAUUCAGCCAUCUCCUGAGAGUCUUACAGAAAUAUACAGGAGGACUUGUCCGUGUCAGCAUCUUAGAGGGGGGUUGAUUUUGCAGAUCUUUGCCAUAAUUUCCAUUGGUUUCAUUGAAAAGGUCUGAAUAAGAACUCCAAAUGCAAAGUCCUGGGAACUCUGGCACACCCUUCAGGCAGCUCACAGCUGCUUAUUCACCAGGUGGUUUGGAAGGAUUACAUCCCUUAGUAUUGUAUUUUUCAUGGUAUUUUUUCACUUCUUAUUAUGCUAUUAGGUGAAAACUGGGGGGUUUUACAGUCUCUUUCUUAUCAUUUAAUGAAAUGUAAUAAUUACACAAAAAAUUAAUUGCAGCACUGAAAGAAAAUCAACUGGUACUUUGAUGUAUCAGGAGUUCAAGAUGGAGAACAUCAGAUAUUUAUACCUGGGCACAAGCCCUUGGGAGGCUGCUUCUGUCAAUCACCCUUUGUACAUCUGGUUUGGGAUUACUGAAAAAACCAAAAGUGAUCAAAAGCUAUAGCCAAAUCAAAAUGCUUGAUGCAAACGUCCUACAGAGACAACAGGUCAUUGCAUUAGUGUAGUCUUCUUUUGCUUUCCCUCUUACUAGCACACACUUUGCCUGCUUAGAAAUCAAGACCCAAGCAGUAAACAGAGUUUAAUAAUCAAACUAUUUCAAGCAGGCAGAUGUAUAGAAUUCAUCAUGUCAAUUAAAAAAUUAGUCUUGCAGUAAAUUUCAUAUCGAACAAUAAGCCCCUGGCUUUCUGUUGUUUUACCUAUUUUGCGUAUGUGCCAUACUCAUCAAAAACUUAUCAUUUGUGGUGCAAAGAGCCGCCUUCACUUACAAAUCAGUUAACAAACCACAGAGCCUGGAAGAACACUUAGUCUGGCUGAGCACUGAUGCUCCCUGAGCCCAUGCAGUCCAGCUGAUGGAUCCCUGGCUGCCACAGCAAGAUCCCAGACGGUGGCAAGAGCCACUCCUUCAGGGCAGUUUGCUGUUGAUUCCUUUGCUUGCAGAAGCAAAGGAAACAUUAAUUUCCUCGUGCAGCAACCUGUGGUCAGUUUGUGGUGUCUGCAGAGACUUGCACACGCACAAGCCCAGGAACACAGCCUGCUGCUGACGCUAAGGAAAUAACUUCGAGUUUUGCGGUUUCGGCUCCAGCUCCUGCUGCUGGAACAACCUUCUGUGUGCAGCCCGUGACAGAACUCUUAAGAUUCUCUAGUGCCAAGAACAACUCUUAAACCAGCAACAAGAGGAAAGGGUGAAACAAAAUAGGUCUUGACACUGGAAAAGAACUUGAUAAGCAAAAUAAGAACAAUGAGGCCAUAAUUUGCUAAUUACAAGAUGUCCAUCUUUUCUAUAAAAUAUACAAUUUUGGCGAUUUCAUUCAAGAUUACAUGUAACAUGAUGCUAAGACUUGACAGAUAGUGGUGAUUCCGUUUUGAGGAGUUUCCAAGGUUUCUGAAUUUGGUUUCAGUAUGAAACAAGACCCACCAUUUCCUUUGCUCUCUGGAACAGAGCUGGGAUGCUCACAUAGGCAGUGAUGAGAGAGGUCCCCAGGUCAGGCUGCCCAUGAAAAGGUGCUGGGCUCUGCUUCCUUGUUGCCCCUCAUAAGAACCUUUUCCUCUAGGCUAUCUUGCUUUCAAUACACUGGCAAAUUUUGAUGAAAAAUUGUUUUUCUGGAUUUUUACUGCUAGCUCUUUGAACGUGUCUACAACAAUUACAUGCCAGCAAAGACUGCAGACUCAGCAAAAUGAGGAAAAUCAAUAUUUGAUUUUUAACAGAGAGAAAGAAUAAAGAGGCAAAUGAGAAAAGGAGAAUUUAAUUUCAGUUCCCAAGUACCUCCAUCCAUUUCUUUCCAUGGCACUGGAGCACUGGAGAACAACACAAGUGGGCUACUACGACAACAGAAGCCUCAAGUUUGUAUUGCAAGUACUGGUUCCUAAUGACAUGCCUGACAGGCCUUUUUAUAUUUUCAUUUUCCUUCCUAACAUGGGAGCAGUGAAAAUGACAAUGGGGAUGGAUCAUGAAAUGACGGUCAACCUCAGUGGCAGAAUUGAACCAGGUACAUAAAACAAACAAUUGACAAUCUCUGACUGGAGUUCAAAGUUAGGCCACUUGGUUUACCAGCAGAUGUUGCUGCGUUUAGUAGCUAUUAACUGUAGAAAAGGUUUUGAAGUUUGUGAUGUAAUUUUUUUUAAAAAACGAAAUCUUUAUUCUCAGUCUAGGCCUCUGUAACAGUGUCAGAUUUUAUGUGGAUUUUAUUUAACAUCAUGUUGAUGUUGCAUUGAUUUAAAUAAAGUCACAGCUAUCG
This is a messenger RNA of Prinia subflava (tawny-flanked prinia), 8237 nucleotides long. It is a transcript of the gene GALNT15, whose product is annotated as polypeptide N-acetylgalactosaminyltransferase 15. Bases 163 to 2106 code for a protein of 647 amino acids. Gene Ontology annotation, molecular function: polypeptide N-acetylgalactosaminyltransferase activity. Lineage: Eukaryota; Metazoa; Chordata; Aves; Passeriformes; Cisticolidae. Gene Ontology annotation, biological process: protein O-linked glycosylation. The transcript is spliced from 11 exons. Gene Ontology annotation, cellular component: Golgi apparatus. The record is from RefSeq and is a predicted model, not a curated record.